GGGCGGGCGGCGGUGACGCGCGCGGAAGAGCCUUGUGCAUCCGCGGAAGCUGGCGGCCUGAAGAUCGGCGGCGGCGGCGGCGGCGGCCUCGGCCGGGCCCCCCAGGUGGAGGGGUCGCGGAUCGCUCAGAGGCGGCUGGACUCCUGCGGUUCUACCGCCACGGGCGGCCCCAUGAGUCGGGGCACCAUGCCGCAGCCCGGAGCGUGGCCGGGAGCGAGCGGAGCGGAGCAGCUCACCCGGGAGGCGGGGGCCGCGUCCCCGGGCCCCUCAAGAGCCGCGGCGCGGGAGGGCGGGAAGGCGGCGGCCGGCGGGCAGCCGCGAGCCGCGGUGCGGUGCCCGGCGGAGCAUGAGGAGGACAUGUAUCGUGACGCGGAUGAAAUAGAAAAGGAGAAAGAAUUACUUAUACAUGAAAGAGUGUCAUCAGAACCCAGAUUAAGUGUAGCCCCUGAAAUGGAUAUCAUGGACUACUGCAAGAAGGAAUGGAGGGGAAAUACGCAAAAAGCAAUAUGUAUGAAAAAGGGCUACGAGGAGGUGUCUCAGAAAUUCACAUCCAUAAGGCGAGUCCGUGGAGAUAAUUACUGUGCGCUGAGGGCCACGCUGUUCCAGGCCAUGAGCCAGCAGGCGGUGCCGCCCCCUUGGCUGCAGGACCCGGAGCUCAUGCUGUUACCGGAAAAACUCAUAAGCAAAUACAACUGGAUCAAGCAGUGGAAACUUGGGCUGAAAUUUGAGGGGAAGAGCGAGGACCUGGUUGAUAGAAUUAAGAAGUCCCUCACUCUGCUCAGGAAGAAGUGGGCAGGCUUGGCUGAACUGAACUCUGCUGAAGCAAGGCAGAUGGCUUGUGAUGAACUGUUCUCAAAUGAAGAAGAGGAAUAUAGCCUCUAUGAAGCUGUAAAAUUUCUAAUGCUAAACAGAGCCAUUGAACUAUAUGAUGAUAAAGAGAAGGGAAAGGAAGUACCAUUUUUUUCUGUGCUUCUGUUUGCUCGGGACACAUCGAGUGACCCUGGACAGCUGCUGAAGAACCAUCUAAACCAGGUGGGACACACAGGUGGCCUUGAACAGGUGAGUUGUACCUUUGGGAGUGUAUUAGCCCAAAACAGUAGCUUUAACCAUCAAAUAUUAUCUCAUAGUUUUUAUGGGUCAGGAAUUCAGGAGCAGCUUAAUUGGGUGGUUGUAGCUUAAUUGGGUGGUUCUAGCUCAAGUUCUCAGGAGGCUGCAGUCGUCUGAGGACUCAGUUGGGGCUGGAGGAUACACUUCUAACAUGGCCCACUCACCUGGCUAUUGGCAGGAGGCCUUGUUGAUAGUCAGCAGGAGGGUUCAGGUCCUUUCCACAGGGGCCUUUCCAGUGUCCUCAGGACAUAGCAGCUGUCUUCUUAGAAAGUGGUCCAAGAAGAGAGGAAGGAGGAAGCCACAAUAUAAUGCCUUUUAUCGUCUCAUCUUGGAAGGGACAAACCAUCAUUUGCAUCAUAUUCUGUUUGUUAAAAGCAAGUUGCUAAAUCCAUCUCACACUCAAGGGGAGAGCAUGAGGUUCCACCUUUCCAAGUGAGGCAUGCCAGAGAAUUGUGAAUCUGUUUUAUAACCUUCAUGGUCAGCUCAGCCUGGCUUUCUUCUGUAUGGGAUCAGAACUGUUGGCUCUGGUAGGCUACAAAUAAGAGAAGCGUUUGGAUGAGCCAUCUGAAGGGUCUUAUUUAAACUUCGCAGUUGUAGCUGUAUUGAUAGCAUCCUUUAAAAAUAGAAGUGGAAUGGGACUCUCUUGUUCCCUCCUGGCAUGAGCCAGGAGCUCUGUCCCUUCACUU
Manis javanica (Malayan pangolin) is the source of this 1793-nucleotide messenger RNA. NCBI's taxonomy places the organism in Eukaryota, Metazoa, Chordata, Mammalia, Pholidota, Manidae. The record is from RefSeq and is a predicted model, not a curated record.